AUGUUUUUGUUUUGUUUUAGGCCACAGUGACGUAGUAAUGGGCUUAGUGUCUGUUAAUUCUGAAAGCCUCCAUGAUAGGCUUCGUUUCUUACAGAACGCUCUUGGAACAGUUCCGUCUCCUGUUGACUGUUACCUCUGCAAUCGAGGUCUGAAGACUCUGCAAGUCCGAAUGGAGAAGCAUUUCAAAAAUGCAAUGGCAGUUGCCCAGUUUCUGGAGUCAAAUCCUCGGGUAGAAAAGGUUGUUUAUCCUGGUAUGUUAAUUUGAUUUCUAAGCAGAUAU
This is a messenger RNA of Microcebus murinus (gray mouse lemur), 280 nucleotides long. The record is from RefSeq and is a predicted model, not a curated record. Lineage: Eukaryota; Metazoa; Chordata; Mammalia; Primates; Cheirogaleidae.